Messenger RNA from Odobenus rosmarus divergens (Pacific walrus), 3806 nucleotides. It is a transcript of the gene NRP2, whose product is annotated as neuropilin 2. The record is from RefSeq and is a predicted model, not a curated record. NCBI's taxonomy places the organism in Eukaryota, Metazoa, Chordata, Mammalia, Carnivora, Odobenidae. Gene Ontology annotation, molecular function: vascular endothelial growth factor receptor activity; semaphorin receptor activity. Gene Ontology annotation, biological process: vascular endothelial growth factor signaling pathway; axon guidance; angiogenesis. The transcript is spliced from 17 exons. Gene Ontology annotation, cellular component: membrane. Bases 866 to 3661 code for a protein of 931 amino acids.
GGCUGGGGGGAGCCGGAGGGGAAGCAGAGAAGGCGAGCGAGGCACCAGCCCACAGCCCGCCCCCGGCACCUCCUCAGACGCGCAGACCUCGGCGAGGCGCUGGGCGAGGUGGAGGUGAGGGCGGGCGCGAGCGAACUCGGAGAGGGGCUCGCCCGCUCCCUGGCGAUCCCAGCCGCCGCCGCCGCCCCGCCAGCAGCAGCCGCAGCAGCAACAGCCGCCUCCGCCGCCGCCGCCGCCGCCGCCGCCGCUUCUUUCCUCUGACUCCCCUCGUCAGGCUGGCCGAGCGGGGGUAGUCGUUGGGGAGGCUCCCGCUAGGGGAACCCGGCGAGGGCAGGAGCUGGGCGGCCGCCUCGCACUCCGGCCGUCCGGCGGUGGGUGCCUCCGCCCGCGUGUCGGUCCCGGGUGCCGGGGGAUGUGUGUCGGUUUACGCCUCUGAGAUCACACAGCUGCCUGGGGACGUGUGAUGCCCAAGGCAAGUCUGGGCUUUUCUUUUUAUUAUUCUUAUUAUUUUUUACGCUUGGCUUUCGGAAAAUCUUCGUGAUGUUGUAGGAUAAAGGAAAUGAUACUUUGAGGAACUGGAGAGGACAUAGAAGCGUUUUGUUUUUUAAGAGAGGAAACCCGUCCCCUCUUCCCAGCUUGCUCCCGCUUUGCUGAUUUCAGGAGCCACCCUCCUCUUAGUGAGGUGAGAAUCCAGCAGGAAUAAAGGUGAAGACGGGCCGCCAGGACCCAGGAGGGAAACACUGACCAUUAGAAACCUUUGCAGAAGACACUGUAAGGAAGAACGCAAGGGAGAGAAAAACACAAAGACUUAAAAUUAUACAAGAAAUCUACAAACCCAGUUCUGGAGAAAGGCUCCUUCUCCAAAAUGGAUAUGUUUCUUCUCACCUGGGUUUUCUUAGCUCUCUACUUUUCAGGACACGAAGUGAGAGGCCAACCAGACUCACCCUGUGGAGGUCGUUUGAAUUCCAAAGAUGCUGGCUAUAUCACCUCCCCAGGUUACCCCCAGGAUUACCCAUCCCACCAGAACUGCGAGUGGAUUGUUUACGCCCCCGAACCCAACCAGAAGAUUGUCCUCAACUUCAACCCUCACUUCGAAAUUGAGAAGCAUGACUGCAAGUAUGACUUCAUCGAGAUUCGGGAUGGGGACAGUGAAUCCGCAGACCUCCUAGGAAAGCACUGUGGGAACAUCGCCCCACCCACCAUCAUCUCCUCGGGCUCCGUGCUCUACAUCAAGUUCACCUCCGACUACGCCCGGCAGGGGGCAGGCUUCUCCCUGCGCUAUGAGAUCUUCAAGACAGGCUCCGAAGAUUGUUCCAAAAACUUCACAAGCCCCAACGGGACCAUUGAAUCCCCUGGAUUUCCUGAGAAGUACCCACACAACUUGGACUGCACCUUUACCAUCCUGGCCAAACCCAAGAUGGAGAUCAUCCUGCAGUUCCUGACCUUUGACCUGGAGCACGACCCUUUGCAGGUGGGAGAAGGAGACUGCAAAUACGAUUGGCUGGACAUCUGGGAUGGCAUUCCACAUGUUGGCCCUCUGAUUGGCAAGUACUGUGGGACCAAAACACCCUCCGAACUCCGCUCGUCAACAGGGAUACUCUCCCUGACCUUUCACACGGACAUGGCGGUGGCCAAGGACGGCUUCUCUGCACGCUACUACCUGGUUCACCAAGAGCCACCAGAGAACUUCCAGUGCAAUGUGCCUCUGGGAAUGGAAUCUGGCCGGAUUGCUAAUGAACAGAUUAGUGCCUCAUCUACCUACUCUGACGAAAGGUGGACACCUCAACAAAGCCGGCUCCAUGGCGAUGACAAUGGCUGGACCCCCAACUUGGAUUCCAGCAAGGAGUACCUCCAGGUGGACCUGCGCUUUCUAACCAUGCUCACGGCCAUUGCAACGCAGGGAGCGAUUUCCAGGGAAACGCAGAAUGGCUACUAUGUCAAAUCCUACAAGCUGGAGGUCAGCACUAAUGGGGAAGACUGGAUGGUCUACCGGCAUGGCAAAAACCACAAGGUAUUCCAAGCCAACAACGACGCAACAGAGGUGGUUCUCAACAAGCUGCACACGCCCCUGCUGACCAGGUUCGUCAGGAUCCGGCCCCAGACCUGGCACUCGGGCAUUGCCCUGCGGCUGGAGCUCUUCGGCUGCCAGGUCACAGAUGCCCCCUGCUCCAACAUGCUGGGGAUGCUCUCGGGCCUCAUCCCUGAUUCUCAGAUCUCGGCCUCCUCCACCCGGGAGUACCUGUGGAGCCCCAGCGCCGCCCGCCUGGUCAGCAGCCGCUCGGGUUGGUUUCCCCGGAUCCCUCAGGCCCAGCCGGGCGAGGAGUGGCUUCAGGUGGACCUGGGAGUGCCCAAGACGGUGAAGGGCAUCAUCAUCCAGGGGGCCCGCGGGGGAGAUAGCAUCACUGCCGUGGAAGCCAGGGCGUUUGUGCGCAAGUUCAAAGUCUCCUAUAGCCUAAAUGGCAGAGACUGGGAACACAUCCAGGACCCCAGGACCCAGCAGCCAAAGCUGUUUGAAGGGAACAUGCACUAUGACACCCCUGACAUCCGAAGAUUCGACCCUGUUCCAGCGCAGUACGUGCGGGUGUACCCCGAGAGGUGGUCUCCAGCAGGGAUUGGGAUGCGGCUGGAGGUGCUGGGCUGUGACUGGACAGACUCGAAGCCCACGGUAGAGACACUGGGACCCACGGUGAAAAGUGAAGAGACCACCACCCCAUAUCCCAUCGAUGAGGAGGCCACGGAGUGUGGGGAGAACUGCAGCUUUGAGGAUGACAAAGAUCUGCAGCUCCCUUCAGGAUUCAACUGCAACUUUGAUUUCGCCGAGGAGCCCUGUGGUUGGAUGUACGACCAUGCCAAGUGGCUCAGGAGCACCUGGACCGGCAGCUCCAGCCCAAACGACCAGACGUUUCCAGAUGACAGGAAUUUCUUGCGGCUGCAAAGCGAUGGGCAGAGAGAGGGCCAGUACGCCCGGCUCAUCAGCCCUCCCGUGCACCUGCCCCGAAGCCCCGUGUGCAUGGAGUUCCAGUACCAAGCCACAGGCGGCCGCGGGGUGGCGCUGCAGGUGGUGCGCGAGGCCAGCCAGGAGAGCAAGCUCCUCUGGGUCAUCCGGGAGGACCAGGGCAAUGAGUGGAAACACGGGCGGAUUAUCUUGCCCAGCUAUGACAUGGAGUAUCAGAUUGUGUUUGAGGGAGUCAUAGGAAAAGGACAUUCAGGAGAAAUUGCCAUUGAUGACAUUCGGAUAAGCACUGAUGUCCCACUGGAGAACUGUAUGGAACCCAUCUCGGCUUUUGCAGGUGAGAAUUUUAAAGUGGACAUUCCAGAAAUACAUGGGAGAGAAGGCUAUGAAGAUGAAAUUGAUGAUGAGUACGAGGUGGACUGGAGCAACUCUUCUUCCCCGACCUCAGGGUCUGGGGCCCCUUCAGCUGACAAAGAAAAGAGCUGGCUCUACACACUGGAUCCCAUCCUCAUCACCAUUAUCGCCAUGAGCUCCCUGGGCGUCCUCCUGGGGGCCACAUGUGCAGGGCUUCUGCUCUACUGUACCUGCUCCUACUCAGGGCUGAGCUCCCGCAGCUGCACCACCCUGGAGAACUACAACUUUGAGCUCUACGACGGCCUCAAGCACAAGGUCAAGAUGAACCACCAGAAGUGCUGCUCCGAAGCAUGACAGAUUGCAUCCAAAUCACAUCUGACGUUUCAUUCCAGCAAGAGGGGCUAGUGGAGAUUACAUUUUUUUUUUUUCCCUUUGGAAACUGAAUGCCAUAAUCUCAAUCAAACCGAUCCAGAAUACUGACGGUGUGGACAGAAUGGAC